AUGUAUGAGCAAAAUUCAUCCGCAGUUGAUGAAGAGUUGUAUGCAUUAUCACGUGGCCCAGAUGAUCGAGUUACAACACAUGGUGGAUACAUAGUAAAUGGAGUUAAAUUUCUUGUUAAGUCACGAGAUGAACAUAGGAAGACUCAGAAUUGUGGAGUUAUAGCCCUAGGAAUUCACGAUGGUGUUAAAGAGGAUUAUUAUGGAUAUGUUGAUGAAGUCCUUGAAUUUUCAUUCAUAAAAGGAUAUCGAGUUAUUUUAUUUAAAUGUAUUUGGUUCGAUACCGACCGCAGAAAGAAGCAUGUGAUGUUUGAGCCUCAUUUCAUCUCUGUAGAUACAACCAAACAAGCUUAUAAGGAAGAUCCGUUUGUCUUGGCAAAUCAAGCAAAACAAGUGUUCUAUAUAAAUGAUCCCACGCGUGCCUCGAGCUGGAAAAUCAUAGAAAGGAGCACACAUAGACAUUUAUGGGACAUACCAGAGAACGAGGAUACACAAGAUUUGUUUGAACAUGUAGGAACACCGUCACAAACAACCCCAUUUGAAGCAUCUGAUUGUGAAAAUUUCGAGUUUCAUCGAGAAGACGGCGAAGAAGAGUUUGUGGAAGUCGUUGAUGAUGAUAGUUUUGAAGUUGAUUUAGAUGAUUUUAUCGAUUAUGAUAUUAUCUCCAACGAAGUUAUUGAGGAAUUACCCGAUAAAUCAAACGAAGAUUUAGAUGAUAGCAAUGAAACAAAUUUGGCACUAUAUGAUGAGUCGGAUGAUGAAUAUGAAUAUGUUUAUUUUUUGUGUUUCUUUGUUGGUAAAAUGUGGAUAUUUCUUGUGUUGAUGAAGAUUGCUAAUCUCAGAGGUACGAAGCAUGUAAGGAAAGAACCUCGACAAAUUUCGGUUGUGUCAACUGGUGAAGAAAGUGGAAGUGAACUGGAUCCAAAGUUGUGCAUGCUUCGUACACGUAAACGUGUUAUGACAUCCGUUGCAUCAAUAGGAGCAACUGUUGCGAGAGAAAAUACUCGAUCAACUUCAUUUCAGCCUGCCCAAGAAGAAAGUGUCUCUAGAAAAACUUCUAAAACAAUUGAACGCCCUCUUUCUCAAAAUAUGGAAUCUUUUCCAAACUCAGGUGAUAUAGCAACAAGACAAAGUGGUUCCACCGAAGAUACUCAAAGAUUUUCAAUACCGUUAGUUGGUGAAGGAAAUGUCUCUAACACGACUGAUAACAUGGAAUCCCAAACUGAGCACUCUCAUGCUCCAAAUCAACGAAGGAGGCGAGGCCCUAAUAUUAAUAAAAAGGCUUCGCAUAUUUUGGACAAGAUUGUGGAGAAUCAACCAGAUGCACGGAUUACAUUGAGAAAAGAUACAUAUACUAAGAAAUUCGUUAGGGAUUCAGCAGUAUAUUUUGCAACGGAGGUUGGAAUUGUGAUGCGAAAGUUUUGUCCAAUGGAAUUCCAUACAUGGGAAAAAGUACCGAAAGAAAAUAAAGAAGAAAUGAUUGAUAGAUUACGUGAAAAAUUUGAAAUACCGCACGCAGAUAUAGUUUUGAUGGAAUGUGUAGAUGAGCAAAUGCGAAGGCAAUGGAAACGCACACGAAAUACUUUGAAAGAUUUUUGGAAGAAAAAUGGAGGAAUGACCGAUCCACAAUUAGCACGAUCUAAAAUGAAGCCAGAUUGUCGUAGCAAAGAAGAUUGGUCUCAUUUGUGUGAUUAUUGGGAGACAGAUAAAGCACAGAAGUAUGCUGAUCAAAUGAAAAAUAAUCGAGAAAAACUUGUGAUUUCAAGUAGAGGAGGUUCUCGAUCAAUAGCAAAUCACAAAUUUAGCAUGAAAAACAAAGAGACUCAAUUGCCUCCCACCCCAAUCAAAUUAUAUCAAAAGUUGCAUUUUCAUCCUACAAAGGAAUGGCUAAAUGAUGAGACACACAUUCAAUAUGAAAAUAUUCUCCAAAUGAAAGAGGAUGAAUGUACCAAAUUAGUUUCUGCGGGAAUAAGCAUUACUCCAGAAAUGGAAUAUGAAAUAGAGAAAAAAGCCGUUAAAACCGUUUGUGCAAGACAUAAAACAUUACUAUUUGGAUGGGAGGCUUCAAGUGGACCUAUUAUGAGGAAAAAAGAUCUACAUAUCUUAUCAGCAGCGGAACCAUCUCAAUCAGCCUCAACGGAUGAAAUGGCUUUGAAAAAUAAAGUUACUGCACUCGAGGAAGAGGUUCGAGAAAACAAAGAAAAAGUGAAACAAAGUGAGGAGAAAUGUGAAAAGAUGCUUCAAUUUAUGAUCUCGAAGUUCUCAGAUUCUCAAAACAUAUUAUGCCCGCCUGAUAAAGAAGGAUUUCGUGCAUCUGAUGACAUGCCAAACAUAUCAGAUGAAGAGUAA
Lactuca saligna is the source of this 2346-nucleotide messenger RNA. Lineage: Eukaryota; Viridiplantae; Streptophyta; Magnoliopsida; Asterales; Asteraceae. The record is from the annotation of a GenBank genome assembly.